This is a messenger RNA of Erinaceus europaeus (western European hedgehog), 1930 nucleotides long. It is a transcript of the gene ATXN10, whose product is annotated as ataxin 10. The record is from RefSeq and is a predicted model, not a curated record. Gene Ontology annotation, cellular component: cytosol. The transcript is spliced from 13 exons. NCBI's taxonomy places the organism in Eukaryota, Metazoa, Chordata, Mammalia, Eulipotyphla, Erinaceidae. The coding region runs from base 197 to 1624 and encodes 475 amino acids. Gene Ontology annotation, biological process: neuron projection development.
CUCCUCCCCCGCCCGAGGCCCGCCCGGCUCGCGCCCUGGUGCUCGGGGACCCGCGGCGGCGGCGGCGCGCGCGAAGGGGGCGGCGCUCGGCUCCUGUCUGGCCGCCGGGUCUCGCGUGCAGGUCCCGCGGCGGCCGCUCCUCUCCCUCCGCUUCCUCCGCGCCGGCGUCCGGCGCCAGCCGAGCAGCGAGUGCAAGAUGGCGGCGCCCAGGCCGCCUCCCGCCAGGGUGUCGGGCAUCAUGGUGCCCGCGCCCAUCCAGGACCUGGAGGCUCUCCGCGCGCUGACGGCGCUCUUCAAGGAGCAGCGCAAUCGAGAAACUGCACCCAGGACUAUCUUCCAAAGAGUCUUGGAUAUCUUAAAGAAAUCUUCUCAUGUUGUUGAGCUGGCCUGCAGAGAUCCAGCCCAAGUGGACAACCUGGCCUCCAGCCUGCAGUUAAUAACAGAAUGUUUCCGGUGUCUCCGAAAUGCUUGCAUAGAGUGUUCUCUGAACCAAAAUUCAAUCAGGAACUUGGAUACAAUUGGUGUUGCUGUCGAUUUGAUUCUUCUUUUUCGUGAGCUGAGAGUGGAACAGGAAGCUCUGCUGACAGCUUUUCGCUGUGGCCUGCAGUUUUUAGGCAAUGUUGCCUCUCGGAAUGAAGACUCGCAGUCUGUUGUUUGGAUGCACGCUUUCCCAGAACUCUUCCUGUCUUGCUUAAAUCACUCAGACAAAAAAAUCGUUGCCUACUCUUCGAUGAUACUGUUCACAUCCCUUAAUUCUGUAAGAAUGAAAGAUCUGGAGGAAAACCUGAACAUUGCAAUUGAUGUCAUAGCUGCUCACCAAAGGCAGCCUGAAUCAGAAUGGCCGUUCUUGAUUAUUACCGACCAUUUCUUGAAAAACCCGGAAUUGGUGCAAGCAAUGUAUGCCAAAAUGAGCAAUCAAGAAAGGGUCACAUUAUUAGAUCUAAUGAUAGCCAAAGUUGCGAGUGAGGAGCCAUUAACCAAAGAUGACAUCUCUGUGUUUUUGAGCCAUGCUGAGCUGGUUGCAAACACUUUCAUAGACCAAUGCAAGAUGGUACUGAAGCUGACCUCCGAGCAGCACACUGAUGAUGAGGAAGCUCUGGCCACCAUUCGGCUCCUGGACGUGCUGUGUGAGAUGACUGCAAAUACGGAUCUGCUCAGCUACCUGCAAGUCUUUCCUGGCCUGCUGGAGGGAGUGAUUGAUCUGUUACGACUGAUUCAUGUUGCUGGCAAUGACACCACAAGCAUCUUCAGUACCAAUCACUGUAUAAAAGCAGAAGGUGAAGUCUCAAAUAUGGCUGAGGGGUUUAGGUCUCAUCUCAUUCGCCUGAUUGGAAAUCUGUGUUACAAGAAUAAAGACAACCAAGACAAGGUCAGUGAGCUGGACGGCAUUCCUUUGAUCCUGGACAGCUGCAGCAUCGAUAACAGCAACCCCUUCCUGACCCAGUGGGUGGUGUAUGCCAUCCGAAACCUCACGGAAGACAACAGCCAAAACCAGGAUUUGAUCGCCAAGAUGGAGGAGCAGGGGCUGGCAGACACAUCUCUGCUCAAAAAAAUGGGUUUUGAAGUUGAAAAGAGGGGGGACAAGCUGAUCCUGAAACCCACUAGUGACACACCUCAGCUGUGAAUGGCCUCUCCAUCGAGAUACUGAAUUUUCAGAAUGUUUCAUGGAUUUCUCAUGUUCUGCAAUAUGUGAAAUUGGAAGUAUUUGAAGAUUUAUAAGUACAAAUUCAAAAACACAUCAAUCAUUUAGAUAAUAGUUAAUAGACUUGUAUGCAGAAAAGCUUAAAAGUGAAUGUCCGUUCAUAUCCUGUUGUUUCUCGCUUUUCAAGUGUAACUGUCUGAUUUGCCAUUGUCUCCGUGGGCACAACAUGCAUUUAAGUGGUAUAUUGUACUCGCCGUAGCAGCAAAUAAUAAACAUUUUUCUCGUUGA